Heteronotia binoei (common prickly gecko) is the source of this 3231-nucleotide messenger RNA. RefSeq names its product zinc finger protein 883-like. Gene Ontology annotation, biological process: regulation of DNA-templated transcription. The transcript is spliced from 5 exons. The record is from RefSeq and is a predicted model, not a curated record. Gene Ontology annotation, molecular function: RNA polymerase II cis-regulatory region sequence-specific DNA binding; DNA-binding transcription factor activity, RNA polymerase II-specific. NCBI's taxonomy places the organism in Eukaryota, Metazoa, Chordata, Lepidosauria, Squamata, Gekkonidae. The coding region runs from base 359 to 2467 and encodes 702 amino acids.
CCUUCCCUUCCCUCCCCCAGGCAGCCACCGCUUUCCCAGGUUCGCUCGCUUCCUCUUCCCCCUUCCGGCCUCGCUGCUUUUCUUCUCCAACCUGUCUUUUCUGCCGCUGUCUCCUGCUCCAGUUCCCCACCUUUCUUUGGGCAGCCGCUGGCUCUGGGCCCUCCCCGGGAAGGAGCUCCAGGCGAUAGUGGGAAGCACCUGCUUUGGCCUCCGCUCUUGUUGCUAGCAUUAGAACUUGUGGCCAGGAAAGACCCACCCAACUUGGGGGUUCUCAGCAGCAGAAGUCUCCGGCCUAGGAGCAAAAGAGGCAGAAGAGCAAGGAGAACCUUUUCCUCUGUGGCAGAUAGUGCUCAGGCACAUGCAUAUGGUAGGCAAGAAAGCCUCUGAAGCUGGAAUGGGACUACGGAAAAACUUGGGUGCCAGGGAACUGUGGGAGAAAACAAGGCCAAGAAGCUUUCUGGGCAAGGAUGCCCUUGACUUGGAGGCGCAGCGCCAACUGUUCAGGCGAUUCCGUUACCGGGAGGCUGAGGGCCCCCGAGAUGCAUGCAGCCGCCUCCACCAACUUUGCAACCAUUGGCUGAAGCCCGAAAAGCACAGCAAGAAGGAGAUGCUGGACCUGGUGAUCCUGGAGCAGUUCCUGGCCAUCCUGCCCCCGGAGAUGGAGAGCUGGGUGAGGGAAUGCAGGCCGGAGACCAGUUCCCAGGCGGUGGCCCUGGCAGAAGGAUUCCUCCUGAGCCAGGCAGAGAAAGAGAAAGAGCAGGUGUGUGGACCAUUCAUGGAGAUGUUUGCUGAAUCAGAAAAGAAUCUGGCAAAGACCUGCCAGAAUCCACAGUUCAGGGCCCUCAAGCAGGAUGAUCCAAGUUGGGAAACCUCACCAGGCUUUGGAACACCACUUCCCGAGUCCUCUCCUCUUUCUUCUGUCGUGGGAGCAGCCAUGAUGCAGCCAGCAGAGACCAAGGAAGAAGGUCCCGUGACCUUUGAGGAGGUGGAUGUGGACUUCACCAGGGAAGAGUGGGAGCUGCUGGAUCCGGGCCAGAGGGUCUUGGCCAUGGAAGUCAUGCUGGAGAAUUUUGCGAAUGUGGCCUCUGUGGCAGAAGGUGCCGAAGGAAUGCAAACAGAGGAGAAAAAAUAUAGAUGCCCGGAGUGUGGGAAGAACUUCAGUCACAGUCCAAGCCUUGCUUACCACCAAAUAUUACACACAAGAGAAAAACCAUAUCAAUGCCUUGAGUGUGGAGAAAGCUUCCAAAGUCAUAUACAUCUUAUUCCCCAUGAAAGAAUUCACAGAAGGGAGAAACGAUAUAAUUGCCUGGGGCUUGGGAAAAGCAUCAGGAGAAGCCCAAGUCUUAUUCCUCAUCAGAGAAUUCACAGAAGGGAGAAACCAUAUAAUUUCCUGGAGCUUGGGAAAAGUAUCUGGAGAAGCCCAAGCCAUCAAAGAAGUCACACAGAGGAGAAACCAUAUAUAUGCCGGAAGUGUGGAAAAAACUUUGCUACUAGUUCGGAACUUACAACCCAUCAAAAAAUUCACAUCGUGGAGAAACCUUAUAAAUGCCUGGAGUGUGGGAAAAGCUUCACUCGGAGUGACCAACUUAGUUCCCAUCAAAGAAGUCACACAGGAAAAACAUAUAAAUGCUUGGAGUGUGGGAAGAGAUUCAAAAGUAGUACACUUCUUACUUGCCAUCAAAUAAUUCACACAGGGGAGAAACCAUAUAAAUGCCUGCAGUGUGGGAAGGACUUCAAGAGAAGUACAAGUCUUACUUCCCAUCAAAGAAUUCACACAGGGGAGAAACCAUAUACAUGUCUGGACUGUGGGAAGAGCUUCCAUCUGAGAAGUAGCGUUACUUUUCAUCGAAGAAUUCACACAGAAAAAGCAUGUAAAUGCCUGGAGUGUGGAAAGCUCUUCAAGAGUAAAGGAAAUCUUAUUUCCCAUGAAAGAAUUCACACAGGGGAGAAACCAUUUAAAUGCCUGACUUGUGGAAAGAGCUUCCGUCACAGUUCAGCACUUGUUUACCAUAAAAGAAUUCAUACAAUGGAGAAGCAAUAUCAAUGCCUGGAGUGUGGGAAAAGCUUCAGAUGUAGUACAUAUCUUAAUUGCCAUCAAAGAAUCCACACAGGGGAGAAACCAUAUAAAUGUCUGGAGUGUGGGAAAAGCUUCCAUCGGAGAAGUAGCUCUACUUUACAUCAAAGAAUUCACACAGGAGAAAAAGCAUAUAAAUGCCUGGAGUGUGGAAAGCUCUUCAAGAGUAAAGGAAAUCUUACUUCCCAUGAAAGAAUUCACACAGGGGAGAAACCAUUUAAAUGCCUGACUUGUGGAAGGAGCUUCCGUCACAGUUCAGCACUUGUUUGCCAUCAUAGAAUUCACACAGAGGAAAAACCAUAUAAAUGCCUGGACUGCGGGAAGAACUUUAGGAAGAAGAAUCAUUUAAAUUCCCAUCAAAGAAUUCACAUAGCGGAGAACAAAUACAAAUGACUGGUGUGUCCGAAAAGCUUCAGUCAGAGUAACAGUCUUGCUUCCCAUCAGAGAAUUCACACAGGGGAGAAAACAUAGAAAUGCCUGGGGUGUGGAAAGGCUUUACAUGAAAGUAAAUUUGAGUAAGAAAGUAGAAAGAAGUGCAGUAUAUACAAUACACAAUGCAGUAAAACUGGUUAAUUUUUUUCCAUGCCUCAAUCUGCAAUCUGAAUCUUGUCUUGAAAAUGCCCUUAUAAACCAUUCUGUUUCAUGCUUUUCAUGGAAUGCUAAAAUUGUGGGAGCCUUCUUGACCUCAUCGAAAAGGCCAUUCCUUCAAGGGGCAGCCACAAGAGAGAAUCCUUUUCUAUGCAUCCCUGUCAGUCUCUCCAUUAUCUUUGCUAAAACGAGCAAAGUGUUUGCAGGGUAUAAAAGCAAGAGUGGCGACUGGUAAAACUUGGUAGGUAACGGCAAGGACUAUGAAAUGAACCAACAGCCUCUAAAGGAGCAAUGUGUAUCAUAUUUGUUUUGUGCCAGACUCUGAAAAAUAAUCAAAUAGCUGCAUUCUGUACCAGGUGAGAAUUAUGACUUUUAAAGAAAGACCCAUCUAGAAUGCAUUGCAGUAGUCUAGCUGCCUGGUUACCAUAGCUUUGACUAUCACUCUGUGUACUGAUUCUUAUCUGAGGAUUCAUGUGACUCUGGUAUCCAGGGUUCCCGCCCCCCCCCCCCCCCCUCCGAGGAGAACAGUGUUCUGUGCUUCAAUAAACUGUUUUUGUUAAAUUACUAAA